Molecule: messenger RNA, 1341 nt
Organism: Nanorana parkeri
Lineage: Eukaryota; Metazoa; Chordata; Amphibia; Anura; Dicroglossidae
Product: rab GDP dissociation inhibitor beta-like
Exons: 12
Coding region: 1-1341 (446 amino acids)
Biological process (GO): vesicle-mediated transport; small GTPase-mediated signal transduction; protein transport
Cellular component (GO): cytoplasm
Molecular function (GO): Rab GDP-dissociation inhibitor activity
Source: RefSeq, a predicted model, not a curated record
AUGGAGGAAGAGUAUGAUGUCAUUGUGCUGGGGACGGGGCUCAAGGAAUGUGUGCUGUCUGGAAUCAUGUCUGUGAACGGUAAAAGAGUUUUGCACAUAGACCGUAACAAUUAUUAUGGGGGAGAAACUGCGUCAGUCACACCCCUGGAAGAGCUUUACCGAAGAUUUGAUAUGAUUGGUCCUCCAGAACCAAUGGGAAGAGGAAGAGAGUGGAACGUAGAUCUGGUCCCCAAGUUUCUUAUGGCCAAUGGACAGCUGGUGAAGAUACUUUUAUACACCGAAGUGACCCGAUAUAUUGAUUUUAAAGUGGUCGACGGAAGUUAUGUGUACAAAUCUGGGCGCAUCCACAAGGUGCCCUGCACGGAAGAAGAAGCGCUAGUCUCGAACUUAAUGGGCAUGUUUGAAAAGAGACGUUUCCGCAAGUUCCUAUCUUUUGUGGUCAACUUUAACGAACACGACGUCAAGACCCACCAAGAUAUUGAUCCCAGGAGGAUGACUAUGCGAGAAGUGUACCGGAAAUUCCAUCUCGGUCCAGACGUCAUGUCAUUCACCGGUCACGCUCUGGCCUUGUACAGAAACGAUGACUACCUGGAUCAUCCAUGCCUGGAAACCAUAACCCGAAUUAAGUUUUAUUAUGUUUCCCUGGUUAAAUACAGUAGAAGCCCUUACCUAUACCCUCUCUAUGGUCUGGGGGAGCUGCCGCAAGGAUUUGCCAGGCUGAGCGCUCUGUAUGGAGGAAUUUAUAUGCUCAACAAACCCGUAGAUGAGAUCUUGAUGGAAAAGGGGAAAGUAGUGGGCGUGAGGUCUGAGGGAGAGAUCGCUCACUGUAAACAGCUCAUCUGUGACCCCAGUUAUGUUCCCGAUCAAGUGAAGAAGGUCGGUCAGGUGAUCAGAGUCAUCUGCAUCCUCAGCCAUCCAAUCAGGAACACCAAUGAGUGCACGUCUUGCCAAAUCAUCAUCCCCCAGACGCAGGUCAACAGGAAAUCAGACAUCUACGUGUGCAUGGUUUCUUGUUCGCACUGUGUGGCAUCAGACGGGAAGUAUGUCGCUAUAAUUAGCACGACGGUAGAAACUGAGAAUCCGGAGAGUGAGAUCCAACCAGCGCUAGAACUCCUGAUGCCUCUUAGCCAAAGGUUUGUCUCCAUUAGUAACCAGUAUGUCCCAAAGCAUGACGGUACAAAGAACCAGAUUUUUAUCUCCCGUUCCUAUGACGCAACCACACACUUUGAGACCACCUGUGACGACAUUAAGGGCAUCUUCCAAAGAAUGACCGGUGCCCCUUUGGAAUUCAAAGACAUGUUGAGUGUAGACCCGGAGACCAACCCAGAUGAUUCGGACUGA